UAUUUUAUCGGGUUUAUGCUGAUCUCACACAAAAAAAAUUAUAACCACAAUACAGUAAUAUGGAUCUAUUAAGAAUCACAUUUGAGAAUAAUGUGAUUGCAAAAAACGUAAGUGAAAACAUUUUGGUUCAUCAUAGUAAUAAUAAAGAUGGCUUCAUUCUCUUAAAAAAAUUGAUCUGGUUUUCUUAACCUUUUAAGACAUUCUUGUAUUUGGAAUCUUUGGCAGGACAGCAGCUCACCCCAAACUAUAAGCAAACCUCCACACAAUCAAAUACUGUUAGAGAGGAGAUAAAGUCAGCCCAGAGGGACAAAAAAGGGAGGAGGGUUCGAGAGAUUGUAACUUUUGCUGUGCGUCUGGAGGUGAUCUUCCCAGGAAGAUGUCACCAGUGCGGCGCUCUGACUGAGACACAUUGUUCUGAAUCGGCAAGGGGGCCAGAGCUAGAGUCAGUCCCAGGUCCUAUAAAACAGAGGAACAGCUAAGAGAGGUAGGGAUAGGGGAGAACAGAGAAAGCUUUGAGGGACUCUUACUUGUACUCUCAAGGUCCCAGAAAAUAUAGGUGAGGACGUUGGGAGAGAAGAAACAUAUGGGUAAGAUGGAAGGAUGAGAGAGAACUUGGGAUGUUGCGAUGAUGAAAUGUUCCCACUGGUUAAUCGACGUGUAAAAACACUGGUUGUACCGGUGACACCGGGGGUGGGGGUUUGCCUUGGGGUCGUGCGAAUGACGCAUUUUACUUUCUGUUUUAAAAUACGGUAAUUCGGGAACCGCAAUUGCUUGAAUUAAUGGUGGGUUCAAUAUCUUGAAUAAAAACACACAAAACUAUAAAAAAGUACAAUGACAUUUGCUUAUAUGAAACACAGACCUACAAAACGAAUAAUCACAGCACAAAUCAAGCAAAAAAUAAAUAAGAAAUGAAAAUAAAAAACAUUUACGUUAGAUAAAUUGCCUAGAUUAACAAAAACGAGUAAUCACGGCACACAUUGUGCAACAAAUAAAUAAAUAAGUAUGAAACUAAUAAGAAGGGAAUACGAAACGAAAAACAUUUAUGUUAAAUAAAUAAAUAAAUAAGAAAGGAAUACGAAACGAAAAACGUUUUUGUUAAAUAAAUGGCAAAGCACCGAAUUUUGAAAAUUAUGACAAAAAGAAAAUUAAAACUUAACCGGCUUUUGAUGACAUUGCUUACAUAUUCUAAUAUGUUCUUUGCCAGAAAAGCCUCCGCCGUCGUCUUGUCACUCAGCACUUCACAUUCUCCUCAGAUGAUGAUUAAAAUCGAACUCCUGCUGCUGAUCUUUGCUGCGACUAGGGAUGUAACGAUUCACCGUGAGCCGGUUGAAAAUCGGUUAAAAUAUGUGACAAUUCAAGUCGGCUGAAAUGUUCAAGAAUCGCGAUUCAUGUUUUGAACAGCAGGGGCCGCUGUGUUAAAUGCAAACUCGCUUUACAUGCGCAGCAGUGGCGAACAACAUAUUGUAGCAAUCAGUUUCAAUUAUGGCGACAAUGAGUGUGGAUGUUGAUAUUGAGGAAGCCCCAUCAUCAUUCAAAUCAGAGGUGUGGCUGCAUUUUGGCUUUCCGAAGACUAAAAAUGACAGAGGUGAGGUGCAAACAGACAAAACCAAAACUGUGUGCAAACACUGCAAGAAGACGUUUACAUACACUAACAGCACAACCAAUAUGAUGCAGCACGUAAACCGUCACCACAGUAAAAAGCUCAAGGCACAGCCAUCUGUAAGCAAAAAGCUAUUAACGGGGCAAACCACAUUGACCGGAAGAUUUGCAGUCCCACUGACUGCGACGGGUGCGAGAGCUGCGGAGAUAACACGGAGCAUCGGUGUUUUCAUGGCAAAAGAUUUGAGGCCAUUUUCUGUUGUAGAAAAUGAAGGAUUUCGGCUACUGGUGAACACUCUGGAACCCAGAUACACAAUUCCAUCACGCCCCUACUUUAGCAAGACUCUCAUCCCAAUGCUUUACAGAGAAACAAAAUCUAAGGUGGUUGAUACACUCAGAAAGGCAGACAGCGUGUCAAUCACAACCGACAGCUGGACCUCUAGGGCUACCCAGAUUUAUAUUACGGUCACAGCCCAUGUGAUAACCAACGAGUGGGAUAUGGUCAGUUUUGUACUUCAAACUCGCCCUCUGUUUGAAACACACACCGGUGCUAAUAUUGCUGAAGUUUUAAAAUCUGCUGUGAAUGAAUGGGGGCUUCAAAGGGCUAACCGUGGAAUUUCUGUUGUUAUGGACAAUGCGAGAAAUAUGGAUGUUGCUGUCAGAGAGGCUGGACUAGACCCACAUGUCAGGUGUUUUGCCCACACAUUAAACUUGGCCAGCCAAGCUGGUUUGAAUGUGCCACGAGUGAGCCGUUUGUUGGGCAGAAUUAGGCGCAUUGUUGCAUUCUUUCACAGAAGCUCCACGGCCACAGCUGCACUCGCGGCCAAACAGAUACUGCUGGAGCUUCCAGCGCACAAGUUAAUCAUCGAUGUCGCUACGUGCUGGAACAGCAGCCUGGAUAUGAUCGAACGCUAUCUAGAACUGCAAGCGGCUGUGACAGCGACUUUCCUGAGCAACGACGUUCGGCGAAAUGUACGUGACAUCGAUACUUUGGAUGGCUCAGACUUCCGUGAUGCGGAGGACAUAGUGACACUUCUUAAGCCACUAAAAACGGCCACCACUGUGCUGUGUGACGAAAAAAAUCCAACGAUGUCUCUCAUUGUGCCCUUUAAGCAUAUGAUCGAGCAAAACAUGGCACCCAACGAAGAAGACUCCCUCACUGUGAGUAACACGAAGAGAGCUAUACUGAACAACCUUUCAGACAGAUACAGGUUAGAGCACAACCACCUGCUGGAGUGCACUGCCUUAGACCCCAGAUUCCGGGCUCUUCCACAUCUUGAGAAAACCCAGCUUGAAGAUGUAUUCCACAGACUAAAAGAGAAAGCUGUGCUGUUGCAGAACCAGAAUGAGGGUGAAGAAGGUGCCAGUGGCCACCCCCCUGCAGCAGAGGAGCCUCCGGACCAGACAGGUAGCGCAGGAGCUGAGCAGACACCACCUCCUCCCAAGAAAACUGCACUUGAGGAUCUUCUUGGACGGACUUUCGAUGAACCAGUUGCAGCUGCACAGCCUAUCAGUCAGAUUGAUGCAGAAAUGAAUAAAUACAGAACUGAAACAUCCAUUUCUCUCAACAGCUGCCCACUCUAGUGGUGGAAAGAGAAUGCUAGGCUGUACCCACUGCUCUCUGGUCUAGCAAAAGCAUAUCUCUCCACACCAGCCACCUCAGUCCCUAGUGAAAGGGUUUUUUUGUCAGCAGGGGACAUUGUAAAUGUGCAGAGAUCUCAGCUUAUGCCAGAAAACGUUGAUAUGCUGAUAUUUCUAAAAAAAAAACAUGUAAAAAAAUCCAAGCUAGGUUAAUUUGUAUUAAGAGACUUAUUUUAUUUGUGCUAGGAAAAGCAUAGUCUGUUUAUAUUAAAGACAGUAGACUUCUUUUAAUUUGUAUAAUUCAUUUUUUAUUUAAUUUUUGAAUUUAAAAUUGCAAUUUUGUUUUUUUAUAUUUGAUAUA
Molecule: messenger RNA, 3541 nt
Organism: Triplophysa rosa
Lineage: Eukaryota; Metazoa; Chordata; Actinopteri; Cypriniformes; Nemacheilidae
Product: E3 SUMO-protein ligase ZBED1-like
Exons: 2
Coding region: 1483-3183 (566 amino acids)
Molecular function (GO): DNA binding
Source: RefSeq, a predicted model, not a curated record